Messenger RNA from Tetrapisispora phaffii CBS 4417, 2448 nucleotides. RefSeq names its product serine/threonine protein kinase NPR1 (gene NPR1). Gene Ontology annotation, molecular function: protein serine/threonine kinase activity; ATP binding. The record is from RefSeq and is a predicted model, not a curated record. The transcript has a single exon. Gene Ontology annotation, biological process: protein phosphorylation; intracellular signal transduction. NCBI's taxonomy places the organism in Eukaryota, Fungi, Ascomycota, Saccharomycetes, Saccharomycetales, Saccharomycetaceae. The coding region runs from base 1 to 2448 and encodes 815 amino acids.
AUGUCUUCUUUGACUAGAUUGUUACAAGAAAAGAAGGACAAUGCACAGCUCAAACAAGGAAGCCCGGUACCUUCAAUUGCUGAAGAUGUCGCUUCUACAACUUCAAAUACUUCUUCUAGUUCUUCUCUUCCUCCAAGACCGAUUAUUUAUGGCACCGGCAUGCCUAGAGCUUCAGUUGCAAGCGUGACAACUGUUACUCAAUUAGACUCAGAAGAUGAUGAUACUGAUAGUGCGCAGAGUGCUAGUGCGAUUGUCAAUACAAGACCUGGUGAUGAGAGCAUGUAUUUUAAGGCUGGUCCAAAUGAUGCUGCAUCUUCAAGACUUAGAAAUCCGAUAAAUAGUCCAUUAGAUUCGAAGAGUGGCUUGUCCUCAAGUUUUUUAGAUUCAAAUUCAGCUCAUACCGCUACUAUGCAUGGUACAACUGUUAACACAAGGGUCGGUAGUAAUUCUGUUAUUUCAAAUGAAAAUGUGUUUAGUUCUACUGCUUAUGGAAGCUCGUACGGUGAUACUAUUCAACGUCGAAGAAGUGGUAGGGCUUAUUCAAGCUCUAAUCAAAUGAGACAGAUUCCAUCUUUAUCAUCUAGUAUCCCAUAUUCUGUUCCUAACUCCAAUAAAGAAAGAGCAGGAACUAGUAGUAGUGGCUCCUCUGUAACAAAUUCAUGGAUUGAAGCAUAUGGUGGAAGCAUGCCAAGUAAUAUUUCUGCAAUUGACUCCAAUGUAAUUUCUUCGCCAAUUGUGGACUCCGUUGAACCAAGAUUCAUAAUCUCAAAACAAAAAUUACAAAAAUCAUCUAUGGAAAAUAGUACAUCUCAAGCAGGAUCUGUAUCUCGAUCAAAUUCAUUAUCAUCUCAAUUAGGUAAUUUAUUUUUUUCAAAAAGUUCAAAAGAUAUUUACGGUUCCAGCUCUUAUUCAACAACCCAUACCACUGUGAACGGAAGUUUAAAUACAACCUAUACAACAUCAACAGCUGCUACCGCAAUUCCAAAACCUGGCCGUGCUAGACAAAGCAGUAUUUAUCAAUCUUCAAGACAACCAUCUUCCUUCUCAGAUGCCACUAUUAGCUCUACGCCUUCUUUAAAUGAACAUGUGUCGAUUCAAAGUGCUCCAAAGGGCAGUUAUUCGUCUGUCUCAAAUUUAAAAAAUAUAUUUAAGAAGAAUUCUGGUACCAGUAUUAGUGGUUCUUCAAAUGCUGCCCCAUUAGCCGUACCUUCAAAAAUAACAACUAACGGUUCUAUUAGUAUUCCAGACAGAAUGUCUACACAAUUGAACACACAAAGUUUGACACCAAAUUUCUACGGUAGUAGUGCCAAUGCCAAUGAUACAUUAUAUUCCAACUCUGAUGAUACGAAACUACCUUUUUCAAGGAGAUAUGAAAGAUCAGGAGAAGAUUUGGGCGCAGGUGCGGGAGGAAGUGUGAAAUUGAUGAGAAGAAUAACAGAUGCUAAAGUAUUUGCUGUCAAAGAGUUUAGACAAAAACUUGAAAACGAAAGCAAACGUGAUUAUAUCAAAAAAAUUACAUCGGAGUACUGCAUUGGUACAACUUUACGUAAUCCAAAUAUUAUUGAAACCAUUGAAAUUUCUUAUGAAUCCAAUAGAAUCUACCAAGUUAUGGAAUAUUGUGAAUAUGAUUUAUUCGCCAUUGUAAUGAGUAAUAAAAUGUCAUAUGAAGAAAUAUGCUGUUGUUUUAAGCAGAUUUUAACUGGUGUUCAAUACUUACAUGGAAUCGGUUUGUCACACAGAGAUUUAAAACUGGACAAUUGUGUUAUUAAUAACCAAGGUAUCGUAAAAUUGAUUGACUUUGGUGCAGCCGUUGUUUUCUCAUAUCCAUUCUCUAAAACUUUAGUAGAAGCUAGUGGUAUUGUUGGAAGUGAUCCUUAUUUAGCACCUGAAGUUUGUAUAUUUUCAAAAUACGAUCCACGUCCAGUUGAUAUUUGGUCAGCGGCAAUCAUUUUUGUAUGUAUGGUAUUAAAGAAAUUUCCUUGGAAAAUUCCAAAGUUACGUGAUAACUCCUUUAAAUUAUUUUGUUCAGGACGUGAUUGUGAUUCUUUAAGUUCACUAGUUACAAAAACACCAGAGCCACCUUCAUAUGAUAAUGCUACCACCACUGGUAAUAAUGAUAAAAAUUCAAAUAACCCAUCGGAUCCAAAAAAUACCAAUAUUGGUCCACAAAGAUUGUAUCAUUCCUUACCUGAGGAAUCACAGAGUAUCAUUAGCCGUAUGGUUGAUCUAGCUCCAGCAUGCAGAGCGAAUAUCGAUGAGGUCAUGUCUGAUCCAUGGAUGGAAAGCAUAGAUAUGUGUUAUGUCAUCGAAAAUGGUGAUCAAUCAACUGUCGUAAAUAGUAAAUGCCAUACGCAUACUAAGGUCGACCAAAGUGAAGCACAUAUAGCUGGUUUAGAGAAGAAGAAAAAGAAACAACAAGCUGCUGAUAACCAUCACAACGCAUCAUAA